Trichomonas vaginalis G3 is the source of this 708-nucleotide messenger RNA. RefSeq lists its product as uncharacterized. The record is from RefSeq and is a predicted model, not a curated record. The transcript has a single exon. Lineage: Eukaryota; Parabasalia; Trichomonadida; Trichomonadidae. Bases 1 to 708 code for a protein of 235 amino acids.
AUGCUUUUAAACUUCUUGCUCUUUGAAGCUCUUAAAUUUGGUAAUAAUGAAUAUACUAUUACCGAAACUACAACAUUCACAUUUAAUAUGUCAAUAACAAUACUCCCAAGUAAUAAACAAGACUUUGUUUUCAAAACAUCCAAAGAUAGACUCUUAAAUCAAUUUCCGCAAAAUAUUUCAGCAUCAGAUAACCUAGUUAUUACUCCAGUUGAUCCCUCUAAAGAGACUAAACUUGUAAUUUCUGUAGCACCUGCAUUUACCGAUUGUAGUGAAACAAUAUAUAUUACUGAAGGAUAUAUCUUAUCACCUUUCGAUUCAUUUGCAUUAAAUGAAAAACGCUGCAUUGUAUUUUUCUCUCCAAAUCAACUCUCACUUUUCAAAUUCGAUGAUGAUUAUCAAUCUAAUUCAUUUGAAUACAACUACAUGUCUGAUUCUCGUCUCACAGAAGGCCCUUUAUAUGGCUAUGGUUUAACAUCUUGUCAAACAAUUACAAUUUCAAUUAAAAGAAAAGGAAAUGAAAAUGUACCUCGAUUUUAUAUGAUUGAUGUAAAUAGGAAUUUCUAUGGUGAUUUUGAAACAACUUUUACUAAUGAAAUUAAGAUUAACAUACCAGGAAGUUCCAUUUUUGUUGCAAAGAAUAUUGAUGGUUUUAAUUUUGAUUCUGCCCUAAUGAAAUUUUUUACAAUGAUGGUGGAUUCAGCGCACUAA